UUCAACUUGCUAAGUUAUUUCAUAGAAACAAUUAGGAAGACACAAAUAUUGGGCUGUGAGAAGCAGUGUACAGAGAAUAAUUGUUCUAAAAGUUUAGGGAAGUCCCAGAAAAGAUUGGAACAGCGCAUAUCUAAGAAAGUCAAAGAAAAUGUGCACAUUAGGCACAUGGAAGAUUGAUGAUGUGAGAGCCAUGGUCUUUUUCAUUAGUGAGAUUCAAACCAAUGAAGAGUUUUUUAAAAAACAAACAAAACACACUCAAAAAACCUAAAACAGUAUUUGAAAUUUACUUUCUCUGUUUCUUUUCCAAUUUCUUAAACUCAUGAAAGCAGUAAUUCUAGAGGACUGUGACUCCCCCCUCCUCUAGUCUUUCCUCCAUGCUGGCGUCUAUUCUGCAGAGCCAUGAAGGCCCAAGCUUGUAAAUCUAGACUUGUUUCAUUUUGCUUAGUUCUGUGUGUUUUCCUCGGUGUUUACAGUUGCCAUGUACUUGGUGAGGGCUUCUCCUUCCUUGUUCUCCCUGAAGUUCUCUCUUUCUGUCUUUUCAGGGAAGAAGAGCCCAGACCUAGGGGAGUAUGAUCCCCUCACCCAGGCCGACAGUGAUGAGAGUGAAGACGAUCUCGUGCUUGACUUGCAGCAGAAGAACGGAGGGGUCAAAAAUGGGAAGAGUGCUCUGGGAGAAGCCCCAGAGCCUGACUCAGACGCUGAAGUUGCAGAGGCUGCAAAGCCACAUCUUUCGGAGGUCACCACAGAGGGGUACCCCUCGGAACCCCUUGGAGGCCUGGAGCAGAAGGCAACCUCUUCCAUUGUGUCUUAUGUGCGCACAUCUGUGUUUCUGCUGACUUUGGUGAUCUCAAUGGUCCUGGUGCUCGUAUGUGCUUUCCUGAUCCCCUGUCCCCCCAGAGAUCUGCACAGCACUUGGAGCCGCCACUUGGGUCCCCAUGGAGGUGGGGACCUGUCUCCAUUGGAGUUGGCCGAUGUGAAUGGAGAUGGCCUGCGUGAUGUGCUUCUCUCCUUUGCAACUUCAAAGAAUGGCAGUGCAGUCGGUGUCUCAAGGCCACCUGCUGUUCUCGUGUGCCUUUCGGGGAUGAAUGGCAGCACACUCUGGUCUAGUCCUCUCCCUGAGGAGGCUCGAGAUAUCACAUGUUUGGAUCUGAUGCCAGGAAGCGUGGCCGAGACCAUCUGCCUUGUGACAGGGACACACAAGAUGCUCAGCGCAUUCAAUGCGACAUCAGGGAAAGCCAUUUGGACUUUAAACCCAAACUACCUAUCCAAUGGUACCCUGGCUGCCCCAGGGGCUGUGCUUCCCGACGUAGAUGAAGAUGGAGUUAGAGAUCUUGUGGUUGCCAUUGGGGAAUCGCAGCCAGAUCUGAGCUUUCUGCUGGUGUCUGGCCGGACAGGGAGUCCAGUGGGUCGACCUGUGAAGUACAACAUCGUGGGAGUGGGGAACCUGAUUGGUCCUCAGGUUUACAUCACCGCUAAUGGGGCUGUCUACAUCCUGUUUGGUUUUGGAAAUAUCCAAGCCGUCGCCCUGCGGGACAUUUUUGUUCAGGCUCAAAAUCGAGACAGCUCACCACCUUCCCUGCAGAUAGAAGAGUCAGAAUGGGAGAAGCGAAGAUCUGUCAACCUGUCAGAACUCAUUGAUAUUUACAGCAACGGUGUUGAGCUGCUCCAGAUGGUGAAGGCACCAGACUCCAACUGCAGCAACCUCCUCAUCACAACCAGACAGGCCCUUGUCCUGCUUCGGGGGCAGAAUCUUACGCCGCACUGGACGCUGAGACUUCAGGACCUGCACAGCCAGCCUACUCCUGGGUAUUUCACUGACGAUCAGACAUUAGACUUCCUUCUGCAGAUACAGGAUGGAGUUGGGAUGAAAAAGGUGAUGGUGGUGGAUGGGCUCUCCGGCUCUGUUAUUUGGAGUUACAGUGUUCCAUGUCACAUGAAAAGAACACCGACCACCUCAGCAGUUACUUCAGACCGGAAGUCUGUCUUCCUCUUUUGGGCUGAAGGACUGCCAGCUGCACCUCCUGAUUCCGAUGUCACCCUAGGAAUGGAGCCACCCAGCCUUCACCACCUUUACCUCCUGCACCCUGCGUUCCCCUCCAUUCUCCUGGACCUGGCCAAUGCCACGGGCACAGUCACGGCAUCAGAGGUUGGAAUUAACGACCUCUGGAAAGAUGCCUUUUAUGUCACCAGGACAACGGGGCCAAGCUCCAAAGGCCAUCCAGCACCGCUGGUGGUCAGCAAGCUUAGUCUGCGGUGGGCACUGAUGGAGGGCCAAAUGGUCCAGCUAAAGGAGACCAGCCCCAAAAUCGGCCGUGGGGAGCUGCGACGAUUCCUCUCUCGGAUAAAGUUUGUUGAUUCUCCCUUGUAGAUCUAGUCUGACGGAACCUUUAGUUUAAGAAGAAUUGAGCAGAACGGAUGCUGUCUGUCUUCUGUCAGUAUAACAUCAGUUCCUUAGAGAGAAGGAAGACUUCUUCAGCCUCAUCUCACCGCCUCUGCAUGGCCAUUGCAGAGCACUUUGGAAGGCACGUUGGAGUUGUUAACGGCACAAACCAUGUGGGUGGGGUAUUUUACCAACUUUUUCAACCUGUGCAUUAACCCCCUCCUCUAGGCACUGUGUGGAUAAUUUGGAAAUGUGAAUCUAAUAAGUGUUUUAUUUUUUGUAUGUCUAAUUUAUAAACUCUUGCUGGGAGAUCCCAGUGAAGUUCUUGACUAGAACAUUUUGUUUUGUAUCAUGCCAGGUGUGUGUAUUCUUCAGCGUUAUGAAAUAGUUUCUAGAGAUGUCCUAAGCUGCAGGGACCCAGUUGCUUGUCCUUCGGAAAUAUGUCUGGUUGGUUUGGUCAUCCUGAGGCUUCCAGAUGGCCUGCCUCUGAUUUCUAGGUCCACCCACCAUCUCUCGCACUCUCCCCCCACCUGUUCCUUGUCUUCUUCCCAGCCUUAGCAGCAGUGAGAGAGACCAACAGCGGGAGCCAGGGCUAGCCAUCCCAGUGUCCACCUCUUCCUGGCUUAUGUAUCUUGCCUCCUCACACUUUCUGUGUCUAUCUAUUUAGUGACCAUAGAAUAACCAUCUUUCCAUCAGAAGAGGGGUAGUGAUGAGGUCCAUAUGUUACCCUUGGUUUUGAUGGUUUUGCCGGUCAUGAUCUUUUUUACUGCAGUAACUUUGGAAAUGCUUAUGUGUCUGCUGUCCUCAGUGCAGAAGAAAACUGAAGCUGGGGAUAACGGAGGCAGGUAGCCUCCUCUCUGCUUCGCCUCUACUCUGCUCUUAGCACCUUCUGCUGGGCAUCCUUCUUACUGCUUCUCUCUUGCUCUCCUUUAUUCAGGGAUAUUUUUGCUUUGCUUGCAUGAAAGCAGAGCUGUUUCUGGACUUUUGCUCUUGAACCCAGUAUGCACCCAUUUUGCCCUUCACACCUCCUUUCUUGUAGAGCCUUUGAAGCACUGUAUUUUGAGAAAAAUUCCUAUGUAAAUACUGUAACUUUUAUAAUUGGUUAAGCUCUGUAGCAUUUUCUCCAGUGCUUCUCCCUUCUCAAUAAAUAUAUUCCUUCUAUUAAGUUACCUCCCAAACUUCUAGGUCAUUGGUUACUUAGAAGAGCGUGCAUUAG
This is a messenger RNA of Miniopterus natalensis, 3596 nucleotides long. NCBI's taxonomy places the organism in Eukaryota, Metazoa, Chordata, Mammalia, Chiroptera, Miniopteridae. The record is from RefSeq and is a predicted model, not a curated record.